AACAUGCUGAUAUUAAAAAAAAAUUAAAAAAAAUUAUUAUUUCAAUACAUUUCCAAAUAAAAAAAACAUUUUGAGUACCAUAAUACAAAGCCAAACUGGCUAUUAGUCUUCUGCUAUGUAACUUGAUAUUCUUGUUCUGCUGCUAAUUUUUCUUUUCUUUUUAGAUUCUGCUAUUUCAUUAGUGUAUUGCUUAAUGGAAUACAAAAAAGAACUUGAGCGCCAUCUCCUAAACAAGGAUGUGGAUGCUUUGAAAGUUGAUGAUCCCUUUACCAAUGCCAGUUUUUGGAGCAAAAUUACUUUCAGAUGGCUUAAUCCACUCUUUUCGAAAGGGUACAGAGAAAAACUUAAAGCUUCUGAUAUUCCUACUUUCCCUCGAUCAGCUAUGGCUGAUAAAGGUUACUCCUUGUUAGAAGAAUCUCUUGAGAAGGACAAGACUGAAACCCCAUCAAUAGGGAAUGCUAUUUUUCGUUCUGUUUUGGGAUCCCUGGCCCUAAAUGCUAUGUUUGCUGGGGUUUAUGUCAUGGCUUCCUACACGGGACCUUUUCUGAUCGCAAACUUCAUUCAACUAUUAUCUUCCAAGGAUGAUGAUAGUAGCCUUUAUGGUUUUGUUCUGGCAUCUGUCAUUUUUGUUGCGAAGACAGCCGAAUCCCUUUCGCAGAGACACUGGUACUUCGGAGCUUACCAAAUUGGAAUAAAGAUUCGUGCAGACAUUUUGGCAUUGCUUCACAAGAAAUUGCUAAGGGUGAAGAGUGAUGGAGAGAGAAAUGGAAAGAUUAUCAACUAUAUCAAUACAGAUACUGAAAAAGUUGUGGAAUUCAUCCAGCGAUUUCAAGAAGUUUGGUUGCUGCCAGUUCAAGUGAUGCUUUCAUUGUUCAUAUUAAUCAAACAUCUUGGAUGGAUCCCUUCGAUUCUUGCUGUUCUUUCUACAGUUUUGAUUAUGGCGAGCAACACCCCUUUGUCAAAUUUCCGAAACAGACUCCACUCUAGGAUAAUGGAAGCAAAAGACUGUAGAAUCAAAGCUACAUCCGAGACUCUAAAAGGCAUGAAAAUCUUGAAGUUGCAUGCUUGGGAGCCUACCUUUCUAGAUAAGUUGCUUCUUCUCAGAGAAACUGAAAGAGGUUGGCUGGUGAAAUUCCUGUACGCAAAGUCAGCACUUGUCUUUCUGUAUUGGACUUCACCAGUUUUAAUUUCCUUAAUGACAUUUGGAGUUAGCGCUAUAUUAGACAGAAAGCUUAGUUCAGGUUCAAUCUUCUCAGCUUUAGCUACCCUCCAAAUGCUGCAUGAGCCGAUUUAUAACAUGCCAGAACUUAUUUCUGCUGUUGCACAUGCAAAGAUUUCAAUCACUAGACUCCAGGAGUUCUUAAGAGAAGAAAACCAAGAGCAAUCAAAGGUUAACAAUUUGCCUCAGCAAAACCAUUCAGUGAUUAAUAUUACCACAGGAGAAUAUGCUUGGGAAACAAGCAACACAAACAUCUUGCAGCCAACAGUUACAAUCCGAGAGGAUAUAAGAAUCAUGGAGAGAAACAAGGUUGCCAUUUGCGGAUCAGUUGGAUCUGGCAAGUCCAGUUUGCUUUUCAGUAUUAUCAGAGAGAUCCCUAGGAUAUCUGGAAGUGGAAUUGAGGUUGUUGGUUCCAGGGCCUAUGUCUCUCAGACACCUUGGAUUCAGUCUGGUACAAUUAGAGACAACAUAUUGUUUGGAAACAAUAUGAAAAAGGCAUUCUACAAGAAUGUUAUAGAAGCUUGCGCACUCCAAGAGGACCUUGAGAGGCUGAUCCAUAAGGACUUGACAGUGGUGGGAGAGAGAGGAGUAACUUUAAGUGGAGGUCAAAAGCAGAGGAUUCAAUUGGCUAGGGCAAUAUACAGUGAUGCAGAUGUUUAUCUCCUGGAUGAUCCUUUCAGUGCUGUUGAUGCACAUACAAAAGCACAUUUAUUCAAGCAUUGUCUGAUGGGCCUCCUGUCUGAUAAGACUGUAAUUUAUGUCACCCACCAAUUGGAAUUUUUAGCAGCAUCGGAUCUUGUUCUGGUAAUGAAAGAUGGUAACAUAGUUCAAUCAGGAGCAUACAAAGAUCUAGCUGUAGAAACACAAGGUGAACUUAGAAGAUUAAUGGUUGCGCACUGCGAAUCUUUGAGACAACUAAGCUCAACAGAAGGAAAUUCCAUAACUAGUGAAUCAUAUCUGGAAAAUCAAAAUCAAGAAAGCAGAGAAACUAACAAAGAGCAAGUCAGUAAUGGGCAAUCUGUGCCAGUGGCUAAAAAGGAGGAGAGGGGAAGUGGACGAGUUAGUUGGAAAGUUUAUUCAAGCUUCAUUACUGCUGCAUACAAAGGAGCUUUUGUUCCUGUUCUCCUUCUUUUCCAUAUUUUCUUUCAAGCACUACAAAUGGGAAGCAAUUAUUGGAUUGCAUGGGCAACCGAACAAGAGGGUAGGGUCAGCAAAAGGCAAUUUAUAGUGAUAUUUGCUUUAAUUUCAGGUGCGAGCUCUCUUUUUGUACUGGCAAGAGUAUUAUUGUUAACAGCUAUCACCAUCAAGACCGCCCAACGGCUCUUCACCGGCAUGAUAACAUCAAUUUUCCAAGCUCCCAUGUCAUUUUUUGACACCACUUCUUCAAGUCAAAUCCUUGACAGGUCUUCAACUGACCAAGCGACUGUCGACACUGAUAUAUCCUACAGAGUAGCUGGAUUAGUAUUUGCACUCAUCCAGCUAAUUAGUGUCAUUGCCCUCUUGUCAAAUGUGGCAUGGCCGGUCUUCCUUCUAUUCCUCGCCAGCUUCACAAUCUCCGUAUGGUAUCAGGUUUACUACUUAGAAACUGCCAGAGAACUUGCAAGGAUGGCUGGGAUUCAAAAGGCUCCAAUUCUUCACCACUUCUCAGAAUCAGUCAGUGGUGUAGUAACUAUCCGUUGCUUCAGUCAAGAAGAAAAAUUCUUUACCACAAAUGUCAACCUGAUCAAUGACUUCUCACGCAUUGCCUUCUUUAAUUCUGCAACCAUGGAAUGGCUCUGCGUUCGAAUCAACUUUCUCUUUAAUCUUGGAUUUUUUUCUGUUCUUGUCAUCUUGGUGAGCACAUCAAGCUCAGUUACUAACCCUAGUUUGGCAGGACUUGCAGUCACCUAUGGCCUAAACAUCAAUGUUCUACAAGCUUGGGUCAUCUGGAACGUGUGCAAUGUAGAGAACAAGAUGAUCUCAGUUGAGAGGAUUCUUCAGUUUAGUCGGAUACCAAGUGAGGCAACUCCAGUGAUCGAAGAUAAACGUCCUAGACCAGAAUGGCCUGAGAUUGGGUGCAUAGAAUUCAGAAUCCUCCAAGUGCGUUAUCGUCCUGAUCUCCCACUAGUUCUCAAAGGAAUAACUUGCACCUUUCCAGGUGAAAAGAAGAUUGGGAUUGUGGGGAGAACAGGGAGUGGAAAAUCAACAUUGAUCCAAGCACUAUUCCGGCUGGUCGAUCCAUCACAGGGACAAAUACUUAUCGAUGGAUUAGACAUCAGCACAAUCGGAUUGCAGGAUUUAAGAUCCAAACUAAGCAUAAUACCUCAAGACCCUACAUUGUUUCAAGGAACAAUCAGGAAUAAUGUGGAUCCUCUAGAACAGCAUAAUGAUAUGGAAAUCUGGGAGGUUCUGAGAAAGUGUCAUUUGGGUAAUACAGUAGAGCAAGAUCAAAGGGGGUUAGAAGCACCAGUUGCAGAAGAGGGUCAAAACUGGAGUCUAGGGCAAAGACAACUCAUUUGCCUGGCAAGAAUACUGCUGCAUAAAAGAAAAGUUCUUGUUUUGGACGAGGCCACUGCAUCCAUUGAUAUGGACACAGAUAAUAUCAUUCAGAAAACAGUGAGCAAUGAAACAAAACAGUGCACUGUCAUCACCAUCGCUCACCGGAUAACUUCUGUCAUCAACAGUGACCUGGUUCUGCUUCUUGAUGAUGGCAAUGCUGUAGAAUGUGCAGCCCCAAGUCAGCUAAUGAGAGAUAGCUCCUCAGCUUUUUCAAAGUUGGUGAAAGAGUUCAGUGGGAACUCAUCAGAAAGUUGACAAGACAAAACAAUAUCCAUCUAUGUGUUGAAGGCAAAAACUAAAAACAUGAAUCAAUUUGUACCUUCCAUCAAAGCUUAGAGUGGGAGUUUUUGAGGUUACAUGGAGGAGGCAGAAUCAACCAACAGUAGUCUUGAGCUGAAUGAAGCUCAUACACCUCAACUCAUUCUUAAAAUCUUAAAAUGUCAAUUGAGAUCAAGGAUUAAUUAAGACAAAUGAUUGUACUCUGUCUAUUGCCAUGCAGUGGUCUUUUAUUGUUCUUUA
Messenger RNA from Populus nigra (black poplar), 4276 nucleotides. Its product is annotated as putative ABC transporter C family member 15. Gene Ontology annotation, molecular function: ATP hydrolysis activity; ABC-type transporter activity; ATP binding. Gene Ontology annotation, cellular component: plant-type vacuole; vacuolar membrane. The transcript has 11 exons. The coding region runs from base 194 to 4012 and encodes 1272 amino acids. Gene Ontology annotation, biological process: transmembrane transport. The record is from RefSeq and is a predicted model, not a curated record. NCBI's taxonomy places the organism in Eukaryota, Viridiplantae, Streptophyta, Magnoliopsida, Malpighiales, Salicaceae.